UGCGCGACCGGCUCGGGACGCCAGCCGAGCCGGGCCCUGGCGCCGCGUUGCAGGGUCCGAGUAGGGGCUGCCGGCCAGGUAAGGAGGGCGCACGGCCCAGGUCGGCGGCGGCUCGCCAGCUUCCGCGCCUCUGAAGUUCUCUCCCCCAUCCCGUCCCAGCGGGGUCCCUGAGCCCCGGCCCCGCGCGUCCUCCCGCAGCGACUCGCCGCGGGCCCUGGCACAGUGACCGGCAGAGGGUGGGUGUCAUUCCACAGCCUGAUGAUGAAGCGGAGCCUACUGUGCUGGCCCCUGUCCUGCUUCCUUGUGCUGCUGUCCUGGCCUCUGGCCACUUCAACAUCAGUAACUCCUUGGCUGUGUCCACCUGGUGAGGAGCCUGACCCGGACCCAAGGCAGGGCACCUUAUGCAGGUCCUGCUCUCCAGGCACCUUCUCAGCCUCAUGGGGCACCCACCCAUGCCAACCUCAUGACAGUUGUAGACUUCGAGGGAGGUUAGAGACCCAGACUGGCACAGCAACUCAAGAUACAGUCUGUGGAGACUGCCAGCCUGGGUGGUUUGGGCCAUUGGGGCUUCCUCAUGUUCCAUGUCAGCCAUGUGCUGGGGCACCUGCAAGUACUGGUGGCUGUGAUGAUUGGGGGCGGCGGGCCCGGCGUGGUGUGGAGGUGGCUGCAGGGGCCAGUAGCAGUGGUGAGCCUCGGCAGCCUGGGAACAGCACGCGGGCAGGUGGCCCCGAGGAGAGAGCUGCCCAGUAUGCGGUGAUUGCCAUCGUGCCUGUCUUUUGUCUCAUGGGGCUGCUGGGCAUCCUGGUGUGUAACAUGCUCAAGCGGAAGGGCUACCAUUGCACAGCCCACAAGGAGGUUGGACCCAGCCCUGGAGGAGAUAGCGGGAUCAACCCUGCCUACAGGAUGGAGGAUGCCAAUGAGGACACCAUUGGGGUCCUGGUGCGCCUGAUCACAGAGAAGAAAGAGAACGCAGCGGCCCUGGAGGAGCUGCUGAAAGAAUACCACAGCAAACAGCUGGUGCAGACAAGCCACAGGCCUGUGCCCAGGCUACCACCAGCCUCCCCCAGCAUGCUGUACACCUGCCCGCAUCGCCACCACCUCCAUACCGUGCAGGGGCUGGCCUCGCUCUCUGGCCCCUGCUGCUCCCGUUGUAGCCAGAAGAAGUGGCCAGAGGUACUGCUGUCCCCUGAGGCCGCAGCUGCCACCACUCCUGCUCCCAGCCUCCUGCCCAACCCAGCCAGGGCUCCCAAGCCAGGGGCCAAGGCAGGUCGUCAGAGCGAGAUCACUAUCUUGUCUGUGGGCAGGUUUCGUGUAGCUCGCAUUCCUGAGCAGCGGACCAGUUCUGUGAUAUCUGAGGUGAAGACCAUCACGGAGGCUGGGCCUUCAGGGGGUGAUCUCCCUGACUCUCCACAGCCUGGCCUCCCCACUGAGCAGCAAGCACUUCUGGGAAGUGGUGGAAGCCAUACUAAGUGGUUGAAGCCCCCAGCAGAGAACAAGGCCGAGGAGAACCGUUAUGUGGUUCGGCUAAGUGAGAGCAACCUGGUCAUCUGACCGGCUGUGUAGUAUGAGACACUCCGCCCUGCCCUGCGAGGUUCCGAAGGCUUCCUGCAGGAGGGAGAGCUGCAGCUGCGACUGAGGACCAAGAUGCAAAGGCCCAGCAGACAAGACAAGGGCCAAGGCCUGGAGGUGGGACCGUCCGCCCCAUCAAGGAGGCAGGCAGCCGGCCGGCACCAUGCUCAGGAGAUCGAGAGCCCUGCCCUGUCCCUGCAGCCCUAGUUACCUCCAUGCAGGGUACCCCAACCCUGUGCCUGGCCUGGACACCUCAUAGGAGCCCACAGGGUCCUCUGUCCCCUAGGGGUCUGGGUUUGGUGGAGGGGUAGUACUUGUACUUGUCCCUAGCCUGUGCCUUGGGAGCUUGCCGCUCUUGUUCCCAUCCUGGACCCUUCUGGCAGGUUCUAUAAAGGGAAGGGGUAGUAAAGAGCCCUGCACUGGGGACAGAGCACCUAGGUUCUAAUCUUGGGUUCAUCCCUGGGUCCCAGCUUUUCUGACUGUGAAGUGGGGAGAGGACAGGUCAGUACCCAGGUCCUCUCCAGCUCUUUGCAGGUUCUGGGCCGGGUCCUGUUGGGGAGAGUUUGACUCUGCCAUCCUCCCAUCAUUAGUAGCUUUAUCUGGCCCGUUUUUGCUGCUUCCUGGGUCUUGGCCCUAAAGGUUCCCAUGGGGUUGUCCAUCAUGGCACUGCCUACAGAAGGGGCUCUUAAUGCAUGUGCCUGCCCCCACCCUGCUGUUUUUAAUGAAGCUGAAGAAUGACUUGACUUGGACAGGGCUGUGGUGAAGAGCCCAAUCUACCCUGCUGCCUUUGAGCUCUGGAGCUGCAGGGAGAGGACUGCCAGCAGGCUGGAGAAUCCCUCUGGUCUUAGGGGUUUCCUUGUCGUGUGGCGCAGUGUCUGCCCAAGCUCUGGGUAGCACAGGUGACUGCCGGCCCAGCUCAGCCAUCUCCACGCUAGUUCAGUGCCUGGUUAUUUAUGUGGGGCCGUGCAGGCACAGGCCCACUGCCCAUCCCAUUUCGUAUUUAUUAAAAUCUGCUGUUGUCCUGUCCUUACAUCUCCAGCCCUAAAACACUUAAUAAAAGGUGGAAAGUGGUGUCGUAAGGAGCCUCCUUUCCUUGUUCCUUCCCUGGAACUCUCGUCCAUCACACAUAUCCAGGGCCUGGCUGCUGCCCAGUGUGCCACACAGGGUGUCCCUCCCCUCAUCAGUGGGCUCUUCAGCCUGGAAAUCAGGCAGAGGUGGCCUCCAUCCCAUUCUCACCUGGAUCCAGGGAGGCAGGGCUUCCGCACAGAAAUAGAAUAAGUUUUUAAAAAGGUGAAGUGACCUGGUAUGGUA
Molecule: messenger RNA, 2880 nt
Organism: Nannospalax galili (Upper Galilee mountains blind mole rat)
Lineage: Eukaryota; Metazoa; Chordata; Mammalia; Rodentia; Spalacidae
Gene: Relt
Product: RELT TNF receptor
Exons: 11
Coding region: 259-1551 (430 amino acids)
Biological process (GO): amelogenesis; apoptotic process
Molecular function (GO): protein binding
Source: RefSeq, a predicted model, not a curated record